GGGGCGGGGGGUCCGGGCGCGGGCCUGGGGCGCAGGCAGCGCCCGCCUGGCUUCACCGGGACGCAGGUGCCGCGAAGCCGCCGCGGCCGGCGGGUCCCGGGACGCGGAGCUGGACGUCCGGCCCGACUCAGUUCCGGCGGUUUGGGCGGGGCCUGGACGGGCCGAGUGGUUCUCCCGCCGACGCGGGCGGCGGGGGCUCCGGGGCCCGGCGAGGAGCUCGUGUGGCCCCGCGCAGCCGCCGCCGCAGCCCGGCCGGCCGUGGGCCCGGGAACGUCGCGUCGCCCCCUCCGGGCGGGCGGGAGCGGAGCCCUGCAGGCCGACGGCGCGGGGCGCCCCGGGGUCCGGGCCGCGGAGGGGGCGCCGGGUGCCAGACGGGGCGGCGCGGCCCAGCGUUCCUGCUCGAAGCGCCGUGUGCUGCCCCGCGGUCCUCAGACACGUCCUCUCCUGUUUGUUUGAGCGUCAGUAAGGUCUCAUUCGAAUAAGCCACUUUUCACAGGUGAAGGUGAGUUAAAUCCAUCCCUUGCGCCGGUGAGAGAGGUGAAGCCACCGUGUCCUCCAGAUGCGUGUGGACCCCAGAUGCUGGUGGAGAUUGUGUAAAGCUUGCCAAAGUUGUUCGCGGUGCUCUUCCACUUUUCUUAGGAAAAUGCAUUUCAAAACCAUAGUGCUCUGUGCAUUUCUAGAAUUUAAGCUCUUUUAGACAACAGAGAUAAAAGACAAAAAUAACUGCUAAUUGCUAUCAUUUUUAAAGCUCCUGUUUUGCACUGGGCACCGUGCUGGGACUGUCGCAGUUAAUUCUCUAAAAUCGGAGGGCGCGGUCAGAAGACCCGGGAGCGUGGACCCGGCCUCCAUCUCCACUCACCGCCGGGACUCUGUCUGGUCUCUGGCGGUACCGGGCCUCUCCACGUGGGUCCCUAACCGGUCUCUCAGACCCUCGCAGGCUGCUCUCCCCAGGGCUGAGGAAGGGGUGGAGAAGGCUGCAGACGAGCGGUGUGUCUGCGAUUUGCUUCAGAGUAAUCCAUUGGCAGAGAGAGUAAGGUAGGAGUAGAGGAACCGAGACCCGUCGUAAGUCGAUCCUUGUUGAAGCUGUUUGGUGGGUACAUAAGGGUUCAUAAUUCUGUUCUUUCCACUUUUUGUUGUUUGAAAAUUUCUAUAAUAGAAAACUUUAAUUCCCUUCCUCUAGCAUUGGACCUCUUCUUGCUGUCUGCAUUGCCACCAGCGUGGUCCACGGGGUUCUCUCGGUGGGGUCCUAGCCCAUCCCCCCUGCAUCCGCCCUGGUCUCCUGGAGGGGCCUCUCAAUUCUGCACCCAGAACGAGUCACUCCUCAGAAUCCCCCAGAGGCUUCUCCCCUCCCCCAGUAAGAGCCAAAGUUCUCUCCAGUGGUUUUCAAGCGCUGAUGAAGCAGACGGCCUCAGUUCUCCUGCCGUGGCCCGCGUGCUAUGCCGCCACGUUGGCCUCCGUGCCUCAGUUGCUCCUGGCCGGUGCCGGCGCUCCUGCCUCAAGGCUUCUGCACUCGCCAUUUGUCUGCCUGGAGCACUUCCCCCUGGGACCCGCCUAGUUCCUCCUUCUCCACCUUCGUUUCUGUAUUCAGAUGUCACGUUCUCUGUGCAAACUUCCCGGGUCAUUCUGUUUAAAAUUGUAACACCCUGCCCGCAGUGCGAUCCGCAUCGUCCAGUGCAUUUCAAUCCCCGGUCUGUCGCGUCACCCCACGGGGAUUUAAGCUCCACAGAGGCAGGGACUCGGGAUACACUUCAGCGUAUCUGGUGCGAGGCAGGUGCUGGGUAAAUAUUCGUGGAGGAAUAGGUCUCCAUUUUACAAAGUAAAAUAAAACAAAACCUUAGGAAUUUCUGACUUGUUCCACACCAUAGAGGUAGGGUUAUCCGUGUACAUUUUGAGACCGGCACGUUGCCGUGUGCAAUGCGGGGUGCCUGGUAAGUCUUCAGAGAGCAGUUUGUGGGGGAGCCUCAGCGUGCCCUAGACCCGGUGGCUGCACUCCCCACUCCUCUGGGUGCUGCCCAGGUCAUCGAGGUCAUGACGGGAAUCAGCAGGUCUAGUAAGCGUGCUUUCUCUGUGCUUUGUUUUUAGGUGGAUGGAACCCCCUCUAGGACACUGUCUGAGUGUCUUCUUUGGGACAGCAGGCCCCUCUAGAUCACAGCUCUGCACAGAGUACAAGUGUUGGUAUUCAGAGUGGAAGAGGCCACCCCAUUGAAGUGACUUCCCUGGUUUAGGCAGGAGGGGCCUCACCCGUGUAUGAACAGACUGCCUCUCCUGGGCCGCCGGAGCAGAUUCGAGGUGAGGAGAAGAGGAGGAUUCUCUGACCUGUCUGACUUCGGUGUGAAGAUCACAAAUGUCGUCAAAUGACGGGAGAUCCAGGAAUCGGGACAGGCGGUACGAUGAGGUCCCGAGGGACUUGCCCUAUCAGGAUGGCACCGUGAGAACCCUCCAGUCUCUUCAUGAUAGCGAGCUGGCCGACAGCGCUGAUCCCCUGCCACCACCGCCUCUCCCGUUACAGCCGCCGUUCGGCCCGGCCUUCUGUUCAAGUGACACAGAGGAACCGGCCAUAGCGCCAGAUCUCAAACCCGUGAGGCGCUUUGUCCCCGAGUCCUGGAAGAACUUCUUCAGAGGGAAGAAAAAGGACCCCGAAUGGGAGAAGCCGGUGUCUGACAUCAGAUACAUCUCCGAUGGAGUGGAGUGUUCCCCGCCGGCCUCUCCAGCGAGACCGGACCCCCACUCAGCGCCCAGCUCCUGCAGAGGUCCUUACACAGGGUUGGACGGAGCAUCCGGUCCCCUGAGAGAGGCCGAGGCGAUGUUCCCCCUGGAGGCCUGUGGGUCUCUGGGCCGCCACACGCAGUCGGCGCUGACCUACAGUGAGCGGGUGGCCGAGUACCACCUGAGAUACUCGUACAUGAAGUCCUGGGCCGGCCUGCUGAGGAUUCUGGGCGUGGCGGAGCUGCUCCUGGGGGCCGGCGUCUUCGCCUGUGUCACCGCGUACAUUCACAAGGACAGCGAGUGGUACAACCUGUUCGGAUACUCGCAGCCCUAUGGCGUGGGGGGCGUCGGCAGCCUGGGCAGCAUGUAUGGAGGCUCUUACUACACUGGCCCCAAAACCCCUUUCGUGCUUGUGGUUGCGGGAUUAUCGUGGGUCACCACCCUCAUCAUUCUGGUUCUGGGCAUGUCCAUGUAUUAUCGGACCAUUCUUUUGGACUCCAACUGGUGGCCCCUAACUGAAUUUGGAAUUAACGUGGCCUUGUUUAUUUUGUAUAUGGCCGCAGCCAUAGUCUAUGUGAACGACACCAACCGAGGGGGCCUGUGCUACUACCCGCUCUUUAACACGCCCGUGAACGCGGGGUUCUGCCGGGUCGAGGGAGGACAGAUCGCGGCAAUGAUCUUCCUGUUUGUCACCAUGAUGGUUUAUCUCAUCGGUGCGCUAGUUUGCCUCAAGUUAUGGAGGCAUGAGGCAGCUCGGAGGCAUCGGGAAUGCGCAGAACAACAGGAGAUAAGUGAGCCAUCAUUGCCAUCGGAAAGGAAAAUGUGUGAAAUGACCACCGGUGAUGACAGACGGAGGGACCAAGAAGUUAAUUUCAAAGACUUGAGAGCAACAACAAUGAAACCUGAGCUGCUGAGCGGCCACAUCCCCCCGGGCCACAUCCCCAAGCCCAUCAUGAUGCCCGACUAUGUGGCAAAAUACCCCGUGAUUCACACGGACGGUGAACGGGAACGCUACAAAGCCGUGUUCCAGGACCAGUUCUCGGAGUACAAGGAGCUCUCUGCGGAAGUCCAGGCCGUGCUCAGGAAGCUCGACGAGCUGCACGCCCUCAUGAGCAGGCUGCCCCGUCGUGCGGAGAACCAGCAGGAACAUGAGAGAAUUUCGAGAAUCCACGAAGAGUUUAAGAAAAAAAAGAAUGACCCUACAUUUCUGGAGAAAAAGGAACGCUGUGAUUAUCUGAAGAAUAAACUUUCUCACAUAAAGCAAAGAAUUCAAGAAUACGAUAAGAUAAUGAAUUGGGAUGUCCAAGCUUGUUCUUAAACCUUGUUUGAAACCACUUUUUUAUACGAGACUCGAUAUUUAUGUCUCGUCUUUUCCGUGCUAGGCCCUGGGAUGGAGGAGCUAGUGCUUCUGGAAUCCGCUCUGAUGGGGUAGCUGGUGUGCUGUGUUCAGACGUUUCAGAACACAUUCCGACGUCCUAAGAAUGGGAGGAAUCCCGCACUCGGCUCUGCACAGUUUCAUCUGUCUCGUUAAAGAUGAACGUGAUUGAGAGGCCGCAUCCUUGAGGCGUGACGAGCAAGUGGACUGUCGCUUCUGGUGCUGCUUUCUCCUUUUUCACUCAGGCGGUUCCUAGGAUUUUUCUAGGCCGAAUUUCUCUCCCUAGCCAAAGGCGUCAUUUCUUCCCUUGAAAGGGGUUUGAAUCCGAAAUCAGCACUUUCCAGCCUCGUGACCUUGGGCAGCUGCCUCGUCGAUCCCUGUGCCUCUCUCCUCCGUGAAACCGGCUGAUCGUAGCUACCUCGUGGGGUUGUGAGGAGGAUGACGUGAGGUAAGACUCGUAAAGCACUUGAACAGAGCCUGGCUCGUUACGAGCACUGCGUGAGUGUCUGUGAGACGUACAGAAGUGUUUGUGAGAUGAACACCACCAGAGAGAGCUCGAGGAAAGGCCGGCCCUUCCCGAGCAAGCCCACCCAGCGAACCGACGAGCCAGGCGUCUCGGACUUCUUCUUUGUGCUCCUCAUGACUCCUGCCACACGGAGCCAUAGGCUGAUGCUUCCCCAUGGUUCUGUGCCCACGGGGGUCCAAGGCAGCCCUGCUUCCUUCAGUCAGUGUCGCUGUGUGCCUGCCUCCACGUCCCCGGCCAGCCGGUCCUGCGCACACCCAGCGGGAGGGUGGUGUGAGUUUGCGGCCUUUUAGGUCCAUCCUAGGCCCUGUGAUGUCAGUUACUUAGAAUCUGCCUUCGAUUUAUUGGGAUGCUUCAUCCCCCCAAGAAUUACCUUGGCUUUGGGGCUAUAUUCGUGAGAAAUGUUUUAUUUUUAUUAGUAUGAACAAUAAACUGCCUAAAAAAAUUGUUUUUAAAAUAUCAUUGUUAUAGGAUCCUAUUCAGCAUCAUCUAUCUCGUUGAUAAUGUCUCAGGUGUAGAAAUACAGUUUCUCCUUAAUAUAACUGCCAUUCAGUCAAUUAAUGUUCAUAGAAUUUUCUAGAGUGAUGAAACCAUAGAAAAGCAUGUGGAAAAGCAGAGGCUUAAAAAGUGUUGUUACCAAAUGAAUGUCCUAGUUUUUCUUUGUCAAUGAAAUUUUGUUUAGUGUUUAUUGUUAAUAUUUUAAUUCCUUGGUUCUCAGCGUAGGGCCCAAGAGUCUUAAGAGGCGACACCUAGGGAAGCGAGGCCCCUCUGGAAGCUGGAACAGCUUCACUUGCUGUCCCCACGUGAACAUUUCACUUAAGAAGAACGCCAGUCUUAAAAGAAACAGAUGAAAUAAUACCAUUUUGGUAGACUGUAAAAAGUUAGAUUAAUAUUGAAAUGAAGUAUUAAGGAAAUUUGACUUUUUGAAACUUUAUUUUACUACAGUCAUAAAUGUGGAUCUUUGAAGACCAAGGUUGUAACGCUGAUUUCAGUGUUGACGUUUCAGUUACUGUAGUUGUGUGUGUGUGUUUAUCAUCUGCAUUUCUAGCAUUCCCUAGAAUGGGCAUGUUCUUGAAAUAGUUUCCAUUUAUCAGAAAAUAAACUGGAAGUCAUUGAAAACCUGUA
Molecule: messenger RNA, 5729 nt
Organism: Equus caballus (horse)
Lineage: Eukaryota; Metazoa; Chordata; Mammalia; Perissodactyla; Equidae
Gene: MARVELD2
Product: MARVEL domain containing 2
Biological process (GO): bicellular tight junction assembly
Cellular component (GO): cytoplasmic vesicle; apical plasma membrane; bicellular tight junction
Source: RefSeq, a predicted model, not a curated record